This is a messenger RNA of Gaeumannomyces tritici R3-111a-1, 1454 nucleotides long. RefSeq lists its product as hypothetical. Gene Ontology annotation, cellular component: Fanconi anaemia nuclear complex; FANCM-MHF complex. Lineage: Eukaryota; Fungi; Ascomycota; Sordariomycetes; Magnaporthales; Magnaporthaceae. Gene Ontology annotation, biological process: resolution of meiotic recombination intermediates; replication fork processing; DNA repair. The transcript is spliced from 2 exons. The record is from RefSeq and is a predicted model, not a curated record. The coding region runs from base 29 to 1039 and encodes 336 amino acids.
CGAGUGCAGUAGUGACGAACGGGAUGGUAUGCAUGAUGACUUGGAACGAAUCGCGUGCCAAACGCGUCCGUUCGCGUUGCUCCAUAUCUGCUUUUGCAGCUGGGCGCACAGGCAGCCACGGCGACAAGUUCAUGUUAGACGCGAAAGUCGCAGUUAUGCCUGGUUUCGUUUGUUGCCGAUAUUUUUCUUGAUCCAAGGCCUUUCCUCCCCAUCGGGGAACCGUGCAGCUUGUUCCACCCAGACCCAAAGCUGCCGGGGUCCUUCGCCCAACACACCCCACCAACAGUCUUGGAACUCACGACCUUCCCUGUCCAUUCCCCAAGCGCACCACGCCAUGCCGCCGAAGCAAUCGGCACCAAAACCUCGAGGCCGGCCGCCGUCCAAGCCGAGCGGCGGAGCCGGUUCCUCGGGGCCACGACGGUCCGCCGGGGCGGGCAGCAAGGCGGCGGGGUCCGGGAGACCAAAGAAACCGACCUCGGCGCCGGUACCUGCCGAUUCCGACGACGAGGUGCCGGACGCGCCCGAUGCAGAUGAGGAGGAGGAGGCAGAGGAGGCAGAGGAGGAGGAGCAAGACGAGGACGCAGAAGAGAGGGGCAGGCCCAGGCCGCGGGCGCGACAAGGCGCGGCGGCCGGCGCCGGUGGCGGUGGCAGCAGCAGGGCUGGGGGCGGCAGCAAGGGCAAAGGAAAGGCGGCGGCGGCAACGGUGGUGCUGGACGACGACGAGUUCGACGACCCCUUUGCCGACGACGACUUUGACGGCGUUGACAACGACAAUAACAACAACAACAACAACGGCGAGGGGGGCGAGGCAAAGGAGCAGCCCAGACGGAUCCCGCCCGAGCUGCUGCGGCGGCUGCUGCACGAGUUCUUCGACAAGGGCGGCACGCGCAUAUCGAGCGAGGCCAACGGGGCGCUGGCGCGCUACUUUGACGUGUUUGUACAGGAGGCUAUCGCGCGCACCAUGGCGGAGCGGUCGGGGCGGUUCCUCGGGGUCGAGGAUCUCGAAAAGGUUGCGCCGCAGCUUCUGCUUGAUCUCUAAGGGCGCCCAAAGGCAACCGAAGGUGGUUUUGGUUUACAGCAUCGAGCAGACUAUCCACCCUUUUUGCAAGAAACACACUCGGAUACGGCGACAAACACUGGGAACAUGCGCGCUUGGCGAUUCGCAGGCAAUACAUUCAUGUUGGAGAGAUGUCCAACUUGUCUUCUCCUUGCUCUCUAACGCUCGAAGUUUGUAGAGCUUGAUUCCAGCCACUCGAGCAGGCAUAACGGCAAUAGGUAUGAAUGUUGCGUAGGCCAUCUUCCCUCACAGGGCUCUGUAAAUGGAACUCGGGCUUGGAGCUGGGGCCCCGCAACAGGUGUGUGGAGCCGAACCAGGGCCUGCUUGACCUCCCCGGAAUCUCUGACCCCGUGAGAUCUGGCAAAUACAGAACGCCUGGUGCGCACUGUUUCUUGAG